AGAAUAAAUAGUAACGAUAUUCGAUAAAUACUAAAAUAAAUUCUUAUGAUCCCAUUUUUUUUACGUUUAUCGAUUUUUUUUUCUUUCAAGGUCGCAAAUUAGUUUUUAAAUAUACAAGAGAGUUUUUUUUUCCUAAAGAUAGAACGCAUAAUAUUUAAUAUUUGCUUAAAUUUUUGUUCUUAAUUCAAUAAAUCAUGAAACUCUUUGGUCCUUUGGUAUUUCUGUUAAUUACUUUUAACCCGGUUAUUUCCCAAAAGAUUAUGGCCUUGAGACAAGAAACAUUUCUGAGAACAGCAGCAAUAAAGCCAAAAUCUACUGUGGUCCCACUUAUUAAUAUCUGCCCUAAGGGAGUAACCUGUUGUGAUGAUGGCCAUACUUGUGAAGGGGAUUAUCCUGUUUGUUGUCAAAGUGAUUGUAUACCUACUAAUGCAACCUGCUGUAAUGAUGCCAAUGGUGGUUAUUGUGAUAAAGAUUAUCCUGUUUGUUGUCAAGAUGGAUGUAUACCUGCUGAUACAACCUGUUGUGAUAAUGGUGGCUAUUGUGAAAAGAAUACUUAUUGCUGUAAUAAUAAUGAAUGUUGUACUAAUACAUUUAAAAAUAAAAGGGUAUAA
This is a messenger RNA of Rhizophagus irregularis DAOM 181602=DAOM 197198, 611 nucleotides long. RefSeq lists its product as uncharacterized. The record is from RefSeq and is a predicted model, not a curated record. Lineage: Eukaryota; Fungi; Glomeromycota; Glomeromycetes; Glomerales; Glomeraceae.